Molecule: messenger RNA, 210 nt
Organism: Acanthoscelides obtectus
Lineage: Eukaryota; Metazoa; Arthropoda; Insecta; Coleoptera; Chrysomelidae
Source: the annotation of a GenBank genome assembly
AUGUCUUCCGACGAGGAAAUGCCAAAUCAAGAAGAGUCCCAAAAUGAAGAUUUGCAGUUAGCCUUUGUUACGAUGUUAGAAGACUACAAAAUUAUUCUGGAUAAAAAAAUGACACCUCCCGUUAAGUCUGCCAAAGACAAAGCACUUAAAGAAUUCACAGAGACGUAUAACAGAAAUACAAAACAAAAUUUAGAUGCAAACAGGUAUUAA